AUGGGCAGAGCUGAGAAAUGGGCGGUGGUGGGGUUUAGGGUUUUAAUUGGGUUUGCCGUCCGUCAACAGUUACAAUAUGUCAAGCAAAACGCUGCCAGCUGGGUCCCUGACAGCGCACAACCAGCUAGAAAAACCCAGGGGUUUCAGAAUAACGCACCAAUUCGAUACUGCUACUCGCAGCGGAUGCCAGAGCAGUGCAAGGCCAACAUUGUCCCGCUCUUCCUGAUCGUUGUCAUCAUCUGCAACGUCGUCAAUAUUCUCGCGUUCAUACUCACCCUGCACAUCACCAAGGCCGACCCCCCGCUCUGCACAACCGGCGACGCAAUCCAAUCCUUCCUCAGCCACCCCGACCCUCUCACCAAAGGCCGCUGCCUGGUCUCCAAACACGACUAUGAAACUUACAUCUCGACAUCGCUGGAAUGGGAACCCCGACCCGUGAAGAACACCGGCGACCUCUGA
Aspergillus glaucus CBS 516.65 is the source of this 459-nucleotide messenger RNA. RefSeq lists its product as uncharacterized. The transcript has 2 exons. The coding region runs from base 1 to 459 and encodes 152 amino acids. The record is from RefSeq and is a predicted model, not a curated record. Lineage: Eukaryota; Fungi; Ascomycota; Eurotiomycetes; Eurotiales; Aspergillaceae.